Molecule: messenger RNA, 1640 nt
Organism: Erigeron canadensis
Lineage: Eukaryota; Viridiplantae; Streptophyta; Magnoliopsida; Asterales; Asteraceae
Product: metacaspase-4-like
Exons: 2
Coding region: 129-1388 (419 amino acids)
Biological process (GO): proteolysis
Molecular function (GO): cysteine-type endopeptidase activity
Source: RefSeq, a predicted model, not a curated record
AAGGAUCUCAAGACACACAAUAAUACAUUCAUUUUAUCAAUCUAUCAUCUAAAACAUACACAUUGUAAUAAACAAAAAAAUAAGAUCAAUCUUUAAACCAACUAAAGUAGAAGAAGAAGAAAAAAAAAAUGGGAAAGAAAGCAGUGUUGAUCGGGUGCAACUACGCAGGAACAAAAGCAGAACUACGAGGAUGCAUUAACGAUGUGAAACGUAUGCAUCAAUGUCUGAUUGAGAGGUUCGGGUUUUCAGAGGAAGACAUAAAUGUUCUGAUUGAUUCAGACGAGUCGUACGUGAAGCCAACUGGGAAAAACAUAAGAAAAGCGUUGGCUGAUCUGGUGGGGUCAGCUGAAGCAGGUGAUUAUUUGUUCGUACAUUAUAGUGGUCACGGGACUAGACUUCCUGCUGAAACUGGUGAUGAUGAUGAUACUGGUUAUGAUGAGUGUAUUGUUCCUUGUGAUUUUAAUCUCAUUAACGAUGAUGACUUCAGGGAGCUUGUUGAUCAAGUGCCUCAUGGUUGCAGAAUCACCAUUGUGUCAGAUUCAUGCCACAGUGGUGGGUUAAUCGACGAAGCUAAAGAACAAAUUGGUGAGAGCUACAAAAACGAUACUGAUGAACAACAAGAAAGUGGAUCUGGAUCUGGUUUUGGAUUUAGAAGUUUCUUGCAUAAAACUGCUGAGAGUGCAUUGGAAUCCCGUGGCAUUCGCCUCCCUUCAGGGUUGCGCCAUAGGAAUCGUGAUGAAGAUGAAGAAGAAGAGCCAGAAGAAACCUAUGAAGGCGAUCUUCAUGUCAAGAACAAAUCUUUACCUCUUUCUACCCUCAUUGACAUACUAAAACAACAAACUGGCAAAGAGGAUAUAGAUGUUGGAUCUGUGAGGCCGACAUUGUUUGAUAUGUUUGGUGAAGAUUCGAGCCCAAAGGUGAAGAAGUUCAUGAAGGUCCUCUUGAAUAAGUUCCAAGGGAACAACGAAUCCGGUGGUGGUGGUAGUGGCGGUUUUCUUGGAAUGGUGGGUGGUUUGGCUCAGGAAUUCCUCAAACAAAAGCUGGAAAACGACUCAGACUAUGCAAAACCCGCAAUGGAUACAAACGUUGGUAGGAAAGAAGAUGCAUAUGCCGGAUCAAACAAACGUGAUCUACCUGAAAAUGGCAUUUUGAUCAGUGGGUGCCAGACCCAUGAGACUUCAGCUGAUGCUACGCCAGGUGGCAAGCCUGAUCAAGCAUAUGGGGCACUUAGCAAUGCAAUUCAAACAAUUAUUGAAGAAUCAGAUGGGAAUGUUAGUAAUCACAUGCUCGUGACUGAGGCUAGGAGGUUGCUAAAGAAACAGGGGUUCACUCAACACCCGGGUCUGUACUGUGACGACAACCAUGUUGAGGCCUCGUUUGUGUGCUAAGAUAGUAAGUGAUUGUGUUACUUGAUACAAGCUAUGAUAUUGUGAGCUUCAUAAGGAAGCGUUUGGUAUACUUUCUUUUUCUUUCUUUUUUUUACUCGAGUGAUGGUUUUGGAUAUUAUAUCUGGACUGAAAUUUGUGGAUCUGAGUUGUUCUUGUACCUGUAUGUUUUUGUUUUAUACUUAAUAUAAACAGAGUUGUAAUUUCUAAAACACUUAAUAUAAACAGAGUUGUGAUUUCUGUUUGAUGGCAAAA